Molecule: messenger RNA, 4637 nt
Organism: Wasmannia auropunctata (little fire ant)
Lineage: Eukaryota; Metazoa; Arthropoda; Insecta; Hymenoptera; Formicidae
Gene: Fancm
Product: Fanconi anemia group M protein
Exons: 13
Coding region: 409-4479 (1356 amino acids)
Biological process (GO): replication fork reversal; double-strand break repair via synthesis-dependent strand annealing; interstrand cross-link repair
Molecular function (GO): four-way junction helicase activity; ATP binding; four-way junction DNA binding
Source: RefSeq, a predicted model, not a curated record
UUGUAUUCAAAGUUCAAACUUCGUCAAACUCCGCAGGCAGAGGUCGCAUUGAUAAUUGUGUUUUGAAAUCACGUGAAGUAAAAUGACGAAUUUAUUUUGUUCUUUUCUUUUCACGGGAAACGUAUGUUCGGGAUUGAAUCAAGUUGUGAAAGAUACGUUUGCAGUACUUUAUUUUCAACGAGAACUUCUACGUUAAACGUCGGUAUAUCGAGUCGUGAAAUCCAGUAUACCCACGUAAAUCACAAUUGUAUCUGGGAGUCCUCAUAUGAUCGUCAUGUUGUGCUCCGUCUCUCUCGGAUAAACAUACAUUUCUUUAAAAUUAAUGUCGAUUAUGUUGAAAAGUGAUCGUCGCCCGCGAUCUGUCGGUUCUGUUCCUGGAGUGCGUAAGUCGAACGAGACUCCGCGAAAAUGGAAUCGCAAUCUCAAGUCUUACAACAACCAGAGACAAGGGGAUUCGAUUUGUCGACUGGAAAGACGUGGAUAUAUCCAGAAAAUUAUCCGAUCCGCCAGUACCAGUAUAACAUAGUUGAAUCUGCUUUAUAUCGCAACACUAUGGUCUGUUUACCCACUGGGUUGGGAAAGACCUUCAUCGCCGCUGUUGUGAUGUACAAUUUUUGGAGGUGGUAUCCAUUUGGAAAGAUUGUAUUUCUGGCGCCGACGAGACCUCUGGUUGCCCAGCAGAUCAAUGCAUGCUACGAAGUGAUGGGGAUUCCAAGCGUCAAUAUGAUAGAACUGACAGGUGCAGUAAAUCAGAAGAAUCGUGGAAUAGCUUGGCUCAAAAAGAGAAUAAUAUUUGCCACUCCUCAGGUGUUUCAUAACGAUCUUGAGAAAUCAAAUGUACCAAGUCAUUUAAUCAAAUGCGUUGUUGUGGACGAAGCUCACAAAGCUUUGGGCAAGCAUUCAUAUUGUGAGUGUAUCAAAAUAUUAUCCACGCAGAAUCAAUACUUUAGGAUAUUAGCGCUUUCCGCUACACCUGGAAAUAAAAUAGAUAAGGUUCAUGAAGUAAUACGGAAUUUAAACAUCUCUCAUCUGGAAUUGAGAGAUGAGAACUCAAUCGACAUAAUACCGUAUGUGAAUAAAAGGAAAGUGGAUAUUAUUUUGGUACCUCUUAGCAACGAAUUAGCUACAUUCAAAGAUAGAUAUAUUACUAUCAUGGAUCGCCACGUUAGGCUUCUUGUACAAUGUAAUGUACUGCGAGGUCAUACUGCAAAUAUAUCUAAAGGAAGGGUGUUUCAUUUGUUGAGGGAAUUUCAAAUGAAGACAGACAAGUCUGGAAAUUAUGGGCAAAUUAUGAAGACAUUGAAUAUAUUGUUAACUAUGUACCACGCUUAUGAACUUAUGAUCAGGCAUGGAUUACGUGCCUUCUGUAAAUUUUAUGCAACUCAUUCUGAUAAGUUUUGGAUUAGCAGUGAAGAUCGAUUACGAGAUUUACUCCAUGACAUAGAAGCUUAUCUCGGUCCGUUUCCGGAAUUGUAUCCCAAUGGAGAUGUAUCUGAGAUAUCAACAAAUAUCAUAUUUGGACAUAAUAAAUUUUACAAAUUGAAGGACUUGCUCGAACAUCAUUUUAAUAACAACAAUGACGAUCGAAAGGACACAAGAGCUAUAGUUUUCGUCGAAUACAGAGACAUAGUCAAUGAGGUCUAUAUUUUGCUCUUGCAAUCAAAGCCGAUAAUUAGGCCACAGAUGUUUGUCGGUCAAGCAGGUCAGAAGCAGAAGCAACAAAUAAAAGCGUUGGAAGAUUUUCGAAAUAAUCGUGUAAAUGUGCUGAUUUCAACGAGUAUAGGUGAAGAAGGAUUGGAUGUAGGGGAAGUAGAUCUGAUAAUAUGUUUUGAUGUAUCGCAGCAUUCCCCGAUAAGGCUGGUUCAAAGAAUGGGCAGAACAGGACGUAAACGAGACGGUCACAUAAUUGUUCUUGUUACAGACGGAAAGGAACAUGAGAAUUUGAAGUCUACGCUUUCCCGAAGGGACUCUCUAAAUAACAAAAUAUUGAACACGAGUAACAUAUUCGCCUCUUUGUACGAUAAUAAUCCUAGAAUGAUACCAGAUCAAUUUACUCCGGAAUGCCAUAAGAUACAUAUUAUAGCACUACCAAAAACGCCAAAUGUAAAAGGUAAAAAGAGAAAGCAUAAUGUCCUUAAAAAGAGUGAAGCAUCUGCCAUGAAACAGAAAGAGGAGUCUUCUAAAAAAGGAAAUUCAAAUCAAUCGUUGAUGAUGAAAUUUCUUACCGAUAAUAAAUGUAAUGAACAGAACCAGGCUAACACGUGCAAUAUUCUUACUCAGUUAAAAACGCAAAGCAAUAGCAAGUAUAAUACGAUAAAUCCUAAUAAUGUCAAGCUGUUGACUGACGACAACGCAGGGAUCGAUUUUCUGACGUUAUGCGCGGUAAAGAGAUCGGAGGAAGAGAUGUCUUCCGAAGCUGCAUCUAAAAUGGACACGACUUACAUUCCCGCGCCAAAACCAAUUGAAGAUUUGUUCAGUUUUGUAGUGCCUAACAUAGACGUUAUUAGUUUAUGUUUUCUAACGGAAAAUAAUUUAACGCAAUGUAAAGACUAUGAAGAUAAUGAAUCAAUACAAUAUAAGAACAACGAGGAUGAGAAUAUUCAUGACAAUAAUGAUUACAUGUCGAUGAAUGUCGAUAACAGUAACGUUUGGUGCACGAUCCGAAAUGAGAGAAAUGUCGAUGACAACGAAAUCAGAUUCGAAGAUAUACUUGACGAGAGUUCCGAUUCGAAUGAAACAGCAGUUUCGUAUCUAAAUCAACAAAUUACAAAUAUUGAGAUAAAUUCAGAAGGAGCUUCUACAUUUGACAUAAAAGAGGACAAUGAAAUUGUAACUGACACAAGAACCGAAUUAUCAACUAAUACCCUAGACAACCUGGAACCUACUAUAUUUGAAAGCAUAUUGAACGAAUCAUUUAGCUCUGUCGAGAACGAUUUGGAAAAUGAGGACGAUGCAGCAUUGCGAAAUGCGGAGUCUCCAAAUCCUUCAAGUGCCUUCCCUGAAAAUGCAGGAGAACUCAACGUAACGCGCAAAACUAAUGUUAACGAUUUUCACAACGAAGACAAUGUUGCUGAAACUAAUCAAAAUCUAUCUGCAUCUGUGAAACUCGCUAAAUCUCAACAAACGAAUAAAUUUGCAAGUUUUAUGGAUGAAAUGCAUGAUAUUGAGUUUAACAGUGACGAUGAUAUAAAUGAAUUUGUCAAGUGUCACAUUAAUAAAAAUAAAUCAAUACGCAAUUCUAAAGCAGAAGAGAGUUUGUUGUCCAUAACUCAAGCUAUUGAUGAAAUAGCACGAGCGAGAAGAAAUUUGGAAACGCCAAGGGGAUCUUUUGUAAGAAGUAAAGAAGAAUCGCUUAACAAAGAUACUGGCUGGAUUUCAGUUAAUAUUAAAAACGGAAGUGAAACCGGGAAGAGCAACACGAAUUUGAGGAUAGAUAAUAUCACAUUAUCAAAUACUCAUUGUACUUCUGCUGCCAAAUCGCGUACUGUUAAACAAGCUCUCGAUUUCCUAGAUGAUUCCGACGAAGACUUUAUGAUUACAGAGGACAACGCUAAGAAAUUCAAUGAGCUUGAAAGCUGUUACUUUCGCAACUCGUCGAAAGAUUCGAAGAACGAUAUUAGCUGCAUGCCCAGCACAUCGAGAAGCUCAGAAAUUAGAAACAAUUAUUUUAAUGGUACAUUGAAAAACUUGACAACGAAAGACAGUUGUUCCGAUAACGCGUUAAAAAGUUUGAAACCGUGCGGCGUAUCAACGCCGAAAACUGAUAGACGUCCGAAAUUAUCUUUGAAACGGAACAGGGCCCAGCAAGACUCGAGUACGAUAGAUUUGAGUUUCUUCAAGGCGCCCGAUAAACGUGUGAACAGCACAGCCGAUACGAAUAUUUUAAAAUCCAACCCCGACGUGCCAAAGCAGAUUCCUUUGAUUGAAAAGAUCGCGAGGAAAAGCAAGCGUAGGCCUAAACGUGAGGACAAUGCCAGAAACGAGUUUAUAGAUGACGAGGUGGAAGUGACUUCUGACGUCAGUUCGGACGAAAUCGUUAUCACGGAUGACGAGAAUCUUGAGGAUUUCGUGAGCUAUACGCAAUUCUCGCAGGAGCAAGUCGACAUGCACGCGCAUUAUCUGCAAACUAUUAGGAGCCCGAUAAAGAGAUCGGGCGCUUUUCAUUUCCGGCAGCCGCGCACACUCGAUCCAAAUGUAGAGAUUUACUCGCAGCCAGUUUCGCUUUCGCAAAUGCAAGAUUCAUAUCUUAACGAUUCGUUUUGCGUUGCGGGAGACGCCGAGCUAAGCACGCUCGCCCAUAACGAUUCGCUAUUAGAUAGAAUGGAAAGGAAAUUGGUGGAAAACAAGCGAAAACGUUUCUGUUCCAACGAGGAUUUGAAACGUACUAAAAAGAAAAAGACGAAUAUUUUAAAUCGCUCUGUGAGCAGCGAGGAUGAAAUCGAACAGCUGCGUGUACAAGUGCAGGAGGAUUAUGGAUGAACAAGAACGAAAUCGAACUGUGAUGCUUUGAUGAUCAAUUAUGGAGCGCAGUGAGAAAUUUAUUACCAUAUGUACAGUAUACUCGUUAAAGAUUCGUGUUAUAUAUGUAUUUUUAUACAGCGUUUUUGUAAUAAAAUCAUGUAAAGAUCUAUCUUUAA